AAUAACCCAAACCCAAUCCAUUCAUUGUCUGUUACGGAGCUGUUGCUAUGUGAAUGCUCACUGUUACUGACAUUCUACAGAGUUUUUGCUUCCCCUUUUUUUUGUUGUUUUCCUUUAUUGGUCUCAUUUAAUACCUUUGUUCCUUUUCUUCUACUCUCUUUAAUCUCUCUAUUCUGUACUCCGAGCCCUUCUUUGGCCUCCAUUUAUUGUUUCCUUCCAGCUAUUUUUCUAGUUGGUUUGUCUCACUUGGCCUAUCUGGUUGAAGAUGAAUGCCCCUCAAUUUUCAAGCUAAUGUCAAAUUGUUAGACCCAAUGAUGGAUAAGAAGCGGUGGUUAUGGAAGAGGAAGUCUUCUGAGAAGAGCCCUGGUGAAACUGAAAGUUCAGGAUCUGUUUCUUCUCAUUCUGAGAGGUUCUCAGAUGAACAGGAGGCAUUAAAGGAUUCUCCUAACGGAAGCAAUCAGUCACCUGAUGUCACCUCAAAAGCUGUGGCCUAUGCUGAAGAUGGUAAUCAUAGUUCACUUAUCAAUGCACAAUUGCCUGAAGAAGUCACCUCUACACCUGAACCUACUACAGACAUCAUAAAUGAUGGUUCAUUAGACUUGGAGAAUGAUGAAAAUGGAAAAAAUGAAAAUAUAAAAAAUGUACAAGAAAAUGAUAUAAAUGAUGGGUUGAAGAAUAUGUCAGAGAAGCUGUCUGCUGCACUUGUGAAUGUCAAUGCCAAAGAAGACUUGGUUAAGCAGCAUGCCAAAGUCGCUGAAGAAGCCAUUGCAGGCUGGGAAAAGGCUGAAAAUGAAGUGGCAGUUUUAAAGAAGCAACUUGACGCAGUCAUUCUCAGGAAUUCAGCUCUGGAAGAUCGAGUCACCCAUCUAGAUGGAGCACUUAAGGAGUGUGUUAGGCAGCUAAGACAGACAAGAGAAGAGCAGGAAGAGAAUAUCUAUGAUGCUGUUGCAAAAAAGACUCAAGAAUUGGAAUCAGCCAAAAUGAAACUUGAGAGCAAGCUCAUCGAGCUCCAGAACAAAUUAGAUGCUUCAGAAGCCAGAUCUUCUGUUGACUUUGAUUUGUAUCAAAAGGUUGAAUGCUUGGAGAAAGAGAACAUGGCUCUCAGGCAUGAGAUCUUAGUGCAAUCAGAAGAGCUGGAAAUCAGAACAAUUGAGAGGGAUUUAAGCACACAAGCUGCUGAGACGGCCAGCAAGCAACAUUUAGAAAGCAUCAAGAAAGUAGCCAAACUUGAAGCUGAGUGUCGGAGACUGAAAACCAUGGCUUCUAGAGCUUCAGUAGUUAAUGAUCACAAAUCCAUUGCUCCAUCCUCAUUUAGUGUCGAAUCUCUAACAGAUAGUCAAUCAGACAGUGGAGAGCGGCUUAAUGCCACGGAGAUUGAUACCCAGAAGAUGAAUGGCUCAGAACCCAACAAGUGUGAGCCAAGUUGUUCUGACUCAUGGGCAUCUGCACUAAUUGCUGAACUUGAUCAGUUCAAGAAUGAAAAGUGCAGACAAACUCCAUCCAGUUCUGUUAAAAUUGAUCUGAUGGAUGAUUUUCUUGAAAUGGAACGACUUGUUGCAUUGCCCGAGACUAAAAACAAAAGCUUUGUUCAGGAGUCAGUCGUUGCCAAUCAAUGCAUUGAGAGAGAAAGCUCUCUAAGAGUUGAGUUUGAGAUCAUGAAUCAGCAAAUGGAUGAGUUAAAAGAAAAGUUAGAAAGGGUAGAAGCGGAUAAAGCUGAACUAGAGAUAGCUUUGAUGAAAAGUGAAGAGUGUAUUGAGGAGUCACAACUUCAGUUGAGGGAAUCAGAAGAGAAACUGGAGGAGUUGCAAAGAGAGCUAGAAAAUGCCUACAAAUCAAAGCAAAGGGUAGAAAAUCACCUAAUGAGCAUGGUGGCUGAGGCUCAAACACUAUCUGCAAAGGUUGACUUAUUAGAAGCUGAGGUCGAUAAGGAGAGGGCUGUGUCAACUGAAAUUGCAAUCAAGUGUAAUGACCUGGAGGAAGAGUUAGAAAGAAAAUCUGCAAAGGUUAACUUAUUAGAAGCAGAGCUUGAUGAGAAGAGCCAUGUGUCAAAUGAAAUUGCAAUUAAGUAUAAUGACUUGGAGGAAGAGCUAGAAAUCAAAUCCACAAAGGUUGAGUUGUUAGAAGCAGAGGUUGCUAAGGAGAGGGCUGUCUUAGAUAAAAUUACAAAAAUGUGUAAGGACCUGGAGGAAAAGCUAGAAAGCAAAUCUGCAAAGGUUGAAUUAUUAGAAGCUGAGGUUGAUAAGGAGAGGGCUGUGUCAGAUGAAAUUUCAAUGAAGUGUAAGGGCAUGGAGGAAAAGCUAGAAAGCAAAUCUGCGAAGGUUGACUUGUUAGAAGAAGAGGUUCAUAAGAAGACAGCUACUUCAGAAGAAAUUGCAAUGAAGUGCAAGGACCUGGAGGAAAAGCUAGAAAUUAAAUCUGCAAAGAUUGACCUGUUAGAAGAAGAGGUUCAUAAGGAGAGAGCUACUUCAGAAGAAAUUGCAAUGAAGUGCAAGGACCUGGAGGAAAAUCUAGAAAUUAAAUCUGCAAAGAUUGACCUGUUAGAAGAAGAGGUUCACAAAGAGAGGGCCACUUCAGAAGAAAUUGCAAUGAAGUGUAGGGAAUUGGAGGAAGAAUUACUCAGGUCAACAGCUUGUUCAUAUGGAGAAAAGAAGAUCAAGCAGGAGGACCUAGAACUCGCAGCUGGAAAGCUUGCUGAGUGCCAGAAAACAAUAGCAUCUUUGGGAAACCAGUUAAAAUCUCUGGCUACACUGGAAGAUUUCCUUAUUGACACUCCUAGCAUUCCUGCAAGUCCAUCACUCAUUGCUCAAGCUGGGGGAGAGAUGUGGAAAUUGCAUUCAAAUGGCACAUUUUCACCCAAAAGAGAUUCCACUUCUUCAAGGUUGCCUGAUGCUAACUUAAACAAAAAUGAAGAAACCUCACCACCUUCAUCAUCUUCAUCCACUUCCUCGACAGCCUUGCCAAAUCAUGUCAGUUCCGAGAGGAGUCGAAAUGGCUUUGCAAAAUUUUUCUCUAGAACCAAGAGUGGAAUCCGGCUAGAAAUUUAGCUAGGAUAUAGUGAUUUAACCAUUAGCAAAAUUCAUUCUUUUCUCAAGUUGUAGAACAGACUGGUCUUGUGUCAUUCAAGGGGAAGGAUUUGAUAUCACUCAAUCGGCAUCAGUUAAAUCAUUUUUUAGCUCUUGUGCAGGGUUUAUGUCUUCUGACAUUUGAAUCAAAGAUCAAAUUUUGAAUGC
This is a messenger RNA of Abrus precatorius (Indian licorice), 3230 nucleotides long. RefSeq names its product filament-like plant protein. NCBI's taxonomy places the organism in Eukaryota, Viridiplantae, Streptophyta, Magnoliopsida, Fabales, Fabaceae. The record is from RefSeq and is a predicted model, not a curated record. The transcript has 5 exons. Bases 270 to 3044 code for a protein of 924 amino acids.